This is a messenger RNA of Mytilus trossulus (common blue mussel), 1340 nucleotides long. RefSeq lists its product as uncharacterized. Lineage: Eukaryota; Metazoa; Mollusca; Bivalvia; Mytilida; Mytilidae. The coding region runs from base 36 to 1277 and encodes 413 amino acids. The record is from RefSeq and is a predicted model, not a curated record. The transcript has 3 exons.
GCUUCAUUGUAAACUAGAGAUAUCCAGUAACAAAGAUGGGUAUUAUUUAUCAUGUUUAUAUUGUUUUGUCGUUUUCAUUAUUUGGAAGCAUUUCCACAUCGCUUGAAUAUAACAAGAGAUUGCCACCAGUUGCCUUUGACUCGGCCAUUAGUGAGCUCCCUCACCUGAAGUUUGAGACCAUCACAGUAAAUAAAGGGCGACAUAGAACUUAUAUUAAAGCUAACGCUAAAAUGAACAAAAAGCAAUAUUUCGACUAUCGUUCUACGUGGUUUGUAGAUAACAUUCCUGUCCAAUCUUUUUACAUUAAGAACAAGGAUUUCAUGUCCACUGGGAAUUCAGUGAAAUAUGUUGAUGAUGGCCGUUUGAUUUCAUUCGAUCUAUCAACUUCUUUGACUCCAGCUGAUAUUGCAAACAAAACAUUUAAAAUUAUUGUCAGAUACAAGCAUGAUGAAUUUUUAUACUUAAAAAAGAAAAAGGAAACAAGAAAUUUCUACAGCUAUCAGAACUUUGAAAUUACAUUCAAAGGUUCUGACUUGGGUUUCACUGAUGCUACCUCUUCACAAACAUAUAACCUUGAGAACUUUGAGUUUUUCCUAGCUAAGCAAUCGAGUACACGGAAAUACAGAGGCAUGUUUGGUUUCGCCCACGACUCUGACAGUUCUGUUAAUGAAAUCACGACGUCGUUUGAAGGAUUUGGAAUCAAAACAAAACCACCCAGGUAUGUGUAUAAUAUAGCCAAACAGGAUGGCAAUACAACACUUCUAAGCUUUUCAGAGAUCUCAGUUCCGCCAUUGUCCAACAAGCUAAAGGUUGUCAAUAUUGAUUUAGUGGAGGACACCAAGAAAGAGUUUCAUGGUUUGUUCAAAGUAACAGUUUCUACAACUAACCGGUUUAAAGUAGAUAUCAAGUAUGUUUUUGAACUAACAAGCUAUCUUUACAAUGGUAUAAGCCUCAAAGAGCCUUUCAUUCCUCUCACUGGAUUAAUCAUAACAAAUUUUGAGGAAAGUGGUAAUGCAGAAAAGACUACAUUAAUUUGCAGAGUAUUUGGUUUUAGAAAUGCCAAAGUUAAAUUAUUCCUACAAACAACAAAGUCUGACGAAAGAGAAGAAGUUACUAAGAAUGUAAUUCCUACCUACAAUGAAUAUGAAACAGUGCUAACGCUAGUCUUUGUGGAAAACAGUGACAGACAGGCUGGGACAUAUUUUUGUGUAGCAACUUGUUCAGACGGAGAAAAAGUGUUCAAAGUCGAAAAAAGAAGAACUUUGUUUUUGAAAUAAAUAUGUUGGUACUUGAAUAGUACCUCAUGCCAAAGUCCGACUUAUAAAAUAAAUAAUAUUAAA